This is a messenger RNA of Prunus persica (peach), 1141 nucleotides long. RefSeq lists its product as uncharacterized. Lineage: Eukaryota; Viridiplantae; Streptophyta; Magnoliopsida; Rosales; Rosaceae. The transcript has a single exon. The record is from RefSeq and is a predicted model, not a curated record. Bases 184 to 906 code for a protein of 240 amino acids.
CUUACUCCAUUUUUAUAUUUAAAAGGAGCUCAUAACUUUCUUUCUUCUUCCUUGUGCAUAUGCCACAUUGAUUUGCCGCCUUCUGUGUAUUACUUCAGCUCACAUUUUGUGCAAAGAAAAUCUCCCAAGUCCUACUUUCCCAGUUGACCAUAACCAAGAAAACUUGUCUUACAAAGACACAAAAUGUCAGGUGGGGUUGGUCCAACUUACAGUGACAUUAGCCUCCCAAAAGAACAAGAACAUGAACUCAAACAAAGCCAAGACCCAACUUGUUCAAAGCUCAAGAAAGCUGGGGUCCUCCCCUUUUGGCAGAUCAAUGCCCUGGCAGUCAUCAUAGUCCUAUCAGCCAGUGGCAUGGUAAGCCCUGGAGACUUUGCUUUCGUUCUCAUUUCCUUCAUCUACAUCUACUUCCUCUCAAAAUUUGCUUUUCCCACCCUCCCUUCUUCUAAAGAUCCCCAAGCCUUUAACCCCCAAAACAAGUUUCUGCGCCUCUAUGCUCUCUUGGGUGUCAUCAUAGGCCUUGUUCUCCCAAUAGCAUAUAUCUUUGAGGGCAUUAUGGAAGGUGACAAACAAGGAAUUAAAGCAGCUGCUCCUCAUGUUUUUCUUCUUGCCAGUCAAGUCAUCAUGGAUGGAGUGGUUUUCAAUGACAGGUUUUCGACUCCCAUACGCGUCUUCGUGCCCGUUUUCUAUAAUUCCAAGAGGAUGUUUACCCUUGUGGAGUGGCUUAAAAAUGAGUUCUCUAAAGAAGUGUAUGGUGCAUCUGCAAGGAGACUUUACCUAGGUAGAAUGAUUGCUGUUGCUAAUUUGGCCUUUUGGUCCUUGAAUCUUUUCGGGUUCUUGUUGCUUGUCCAUCUUCCAGCAGCUUUCAAGAAAUAUUAUUCUGCCCACAAGGAAAGCAAAGAUUGAAAAUGGUUCCAGUGACUUGUAUCUCUAUCCUUUUACUACUUCAGUUACCAGUGUUCUUCUGUCAGAAAUUUGGAAGAUGUGUUUGUAGUUCAGUUGAUCAGUUAGAAAUUAGAGUUUAGUUUCUUCUUUUUCUUAAUUGUAAACAAAAGUUUUCUAGUUCAAUGUUGACUAGUUCUUCUCUUAGAAAAAUAGUCUCCAUCACUCUCACUUUUGUAAUUUCAAUUUGCAGGGUAAU